AUGUCUGAAAGUGAGUCAAAAGUUAAGCCGUCAUCUUUCCCUUAUGUUCCCCUUUCAGCUAAUUACUUUCACUACUCUAAUUUUCCAAGCACUGAUAAGAUCUACGAGACAGAUGUUGAUUUAAUGGGUCAGUCAUUCUUUCCUGGAUACUUGUCCAUUAGAACUUCUGGAGAAAUGAAGACAUUCACGCCCUCCCAGGUUUUGGGGAUGAUGCUUUCAAUUUUGAAGGGCAUUGCAGAAAGGAAUUUGAAUGCUGCAGUUGUGGGUUGCUGCAUUGGAAUACCUAUUUAUUUCACAGAUCUUUAG
Molecule: messenger RNA, 306 nt
Organism: Fraxinus pennsylvanica
Lineage: Eukaryota; Viridiplantae; Streptophyta; Magnoliopsida; Lamiales; Oleaceae
Source: the annotation of a GenBank genome assembly